AUUUUACAACACUGACCCAAUCUUAACAUAUUUUUUUUUGUGUGUGGCGAUCGGUUCGUUUAUUAGUUUAAUUGAAUGCUAUUACAUAUGUGCUGCGCUAUUAAAAUGCUAAGGUGUGUGCUAAUGGGCAAUAAGGCUUUGAUUGCCAUUAACUCGAAAACUAAGCUGCAUAUCUAACAGUGCGCCAGGUGCAAAUGGUAAGAAGUUCGUUUGUUUGGUUUUUGUGAGCGAGUGAAAUUGAUGUGCAAAUAAGUGAAAUCGCUGUUGGCUGCCAAUCAAUGGAAAGGUGUACUAUAUAUUUGUGCUUUUGAUAUAUAUAUUUUCUGCCGUUUUUAAGUGCCUUUCUUUGGGCUUACUUUUUUGCUGCUGGUUCGCCCCGCAUUUCUUGACAUUUUAGAAGGAAUAAAUGCUGUUUAAUGUGCUUAAAUAUACUGCGAAUUAAUAGAAGUAAAUGCCGUAUGCCACGUAAAUUUAAUCAAUCGUAAUGCAGCUCAGUUGUGACAUUUUUUCCUGUUUCCCUGGCAACCAAAUCCUUGUACAUAGCAACAACAAAGAGGCCAGCAAUAACACAAUCAGCUGAUCCGCCAGUGCUGAAAAGAGCUGGCAUGCUUAAAUGCAACUGACGACAGAUCCCUUAAGAACGUCGAACGGCGAAGGUAGACGUGCGAAAAUUAUGAUCUUAUCUGGGUAGAAGGCAUAACCAGAGGAUUGCAUGGAAACAUCCGAACUGUGAUACACUAGCCAUAACUAACGGACUGGACAAUGGUGCGAUUGAACAGGCGCCUGCUGCCCAUCAAGGCACAUUUCUUCUUUUUCAUGGCGGCCAUGGGACCCAUACUGCCGCAACUGUCGGUGAUCGGCAAGCAGAUCGGUGUUCCACCGGAUGUUAUGGGCUAUAUUACGGCCGCCUUGCCCCUACUCUAUGUUUUAGCCAAACCCUUGGUGGGUUUCCUAGCCGAUUAUUUCACGAGUCUGCGCAAGUUCAUCUUCAUCUCCCUUAUCCUCAUCAUGACACUGGCCUUCGCCGGAUUCUAUUUCCUGCCCGACAACUCACAUUUCAUUCCAUUGGACGAGGGAAGUGCCCAAUGGAAUGUGACGUUACUGGGGAAUCCAACCGAUUGCAAUGCCAUUAUCCAAUCCUCCAACGCAUUUUGCCAAACCACGCACCAGGCAAAAUGCAUUCAGGAAAAGGAAGCAGGUGAAUUCUCCGCUCUAAUUGUAGCCAACGAGUCGGGCCUCAAUCUCAACCAGAAUCUGCUUCAUGGCAACGAGAGUUACCACAUCUGCCUCACGCAACCUGCAACCAUCGAUUGGAUCAAUGCAUCCUGCGAGGUGCGCCACGUAAAUAGUUGCAUCUAUGGAGCUGGCAAGUUCUGGAUGUUCGUAUGCCUGCUCUGCAUUGGAAUCGUUGGCUUCAACGUGACGAACUCCAUAUCCGAUGCCUGUUGCUUCGACCUUCUGGGCGAUGAGGAGCAGGAAAAGUACGGAGCACAACGGGUGUGGGGCACCAUUGGUUUUGGAGCCACUGCCAUGCUAGCUGGAAUCGUAGUGAACUGGUGGACCACGGAUGCGGUCAAAAGUCUGACGCCUGCCUUGAUCAUCAUGUGCGUGUUCAGUUUGCUUGACCUGUUCAGUGUGUCCAAGCUGAAGCUGCCGAAACUGGGUGGAUCAGAGUCCAUAUGGAGCGAUGUUUGGCAAUUGGUACGCAAGCCACCCAUUCUGGUCUUCCUGUUCUUCGCCACGAUGGCGGGAAUCAUUGACUCCUUCAUCAUAUACUUCAUGUUCUGGCACUUGGAGCAGGUGGCUGAGGCCACUGGUUACAUGCACCAGAUCAAGUUGAUCGAAGGUCUGGUGGUGGCCGCUGAGUGCCUAGCCGGCGAGGUGCCCUUCUUCUUCUACAGCGGAAAGAUCAUCAAGAAACUGGGCUAUGUGCACUGCAUGAGCAUGUGCUUUUUCUUCUACGCUGUGCGACUGUCGCUGAUUUCGUGGAUUCCCAAUCCCUGGUAUCUGGUGGGCGUGGAGCUCUUUUUCCAGGGCAUUACCUAUGCCUUGUGCUACACGUGCAUCGUGGCCUACGCCUCGGCGGUGGCUCCUCCGGGAACAUCGGCCACCGUUCAGGGAUUGAUGGCCGGCAUGGACGAUGGACUUGGCUUCUCGAUCGGAUCCCUUAUCGGCGGACUCAUGUUCAAAAGCCUGGGAGGACGAGAGAGCUUUAAAUACUUUGCCAUAGCCGCCAUUUGCACAUGCGUAGCCCACAUCGUUAUACGUCCCACAUCCAGGAAGAGGCAAUUCCUGCCGAAACAGGGAUAUGCACCGCCCACGGAACAGGAGAUCAAGCAGCCGCCCGCUCAGGAAAUGGAGGAGAUUCGUUUGGGAUAAACAUAGUAACAUCACAUGCCAUUUUUGUUGCAUAUUUUUGUACGCAUUUUUUACGAGAAAAAAAAAAGAAAGACAAGUUGUCCAAAAGUUGAA
Molecule: messenger RNA, 2472 nt
Organism: Drosophila simulans
Lineage: Eukaryota; Metazoa; Arthropoda; Insecta; Diptera; Drosophilidae
Product: major facilitator superfamily domain-containing protein 6
Exons: 4
Coding region: 763-2379 (538 amino acids)
Cellular component (GO): membrane
Source: RefSeq, a predicted model, not a curated record